CCGCCACGAGGUAAACAGCUUUAGAAGUUCUCAUCGAUUGUCUUUGAAGCGAAUCCAUACAGAAGGCACAAUGAAGGCAGGUCUCUCCCUGCUGCCGUCCCUGGCAGCUGUCUGCUACAGCGCAGCUUUACCAAAGGACCUUAAUGGCAACGUCUUAGAGCGUGAUGCAGACGACUCCGCGCUCAUAGUUACCGUAAAUCCCUCAGCAUCAAAGGUCACGGCAACCACCACUAGAAAAGCUUCUGGGCCUACAAUCACAGCAUAUAAGACCCUCACAACUGCCAGGACAACUGUUAAAAUAACCGUCAAACCCAUCAGCACCUACAUCGAUGACAAUGGAGAUGACUCUGGCGACGGCUCUGGCGACGAUACCGACGACGACGUCGACACGAGCACGGAUGGCGGAUCUCGAGAUGAUUCGUACUUUGGCUUUGGUGGCUGUGACCAGCGCCAAAUCUUCGGACUGAAUCCUCUCACCACCAUAGAUUACUACAACCCAGAUGACCCUCAGCCAACUUCUUAUGGUGGAGACUGGGGAGAAUGGUCCGGAUGGGGAGAAGCAACGACUACCACCGAUGACUGGGGCGACGAUAUAGUCACUACAACUGUGCAUACAUCAUCUCGUCACCGCCACACCACAAUGGCGUAUCCCCCGCGCGUGACCUGGUGGAGCAAACCAGAUGCCGCCCCACAGUCGGACGACGAAUUCGACUUCACGUCGUUUGACACUGAAAUUGAGGAGCCAGAAGAAGUAGACAUUCUGAAAAUCGAGGAAACCGAUAACAAGAAAUGGAACGCCCUUCUACAAACCAAAUUCUCUGUCACGCUCGAUAUCGAUUACCCAAUUAAGCCAUUCGAUGGAGAGUCUUACAUCCCAACCGGGGCUCCAUCGAGGACAACCGACGGCGGCCCGUUUGGACCAUAUGGAAGCUGGUACCCGAUCGCAACAACUAGCCGCAAGUAUCCCUUCGCAUCGACCACUUACAAGUCCCCAGUUGCAACGACUACCCGCAGGUACCCAGGCGUCACAGCUACUCGCAAGUACCCUGGCAUAACAACUACCUACAGGUACCCCAUCGCAACACCUAGUCCCUUGAGGACCCUGAUGUCGAAGAUCCCGAUGUCGAAGAUCCGAACGAUGACAAUAAAACUGUGAACAAGCGCAACACUUCCCACCAAAUAACCUACGAAGGCGAUGAAAAUAGCGAGAGCGAUAGCGAGAUAGAUGUUCCUGAGGCCGAAUUCCCUGACGACGAGACCCCUGAUUUUGCGGUGGAAACCGACAAUAGGAAACGCCAAAUAAAUUACGAUAACUUACGAGGGCGAUGACAAUAGUGAAGACGAUAGCGAGGCUGACGUUCCUGAAGUCGAGGCCCCUGUCGAAGUCCCUGACCACAUUGAUUAUUACGAGGUGGAAACCGAUAACAAGAAACGCGUCCCAGUGCC
Molecule: messenger RNA, 1446 nt
Organism: Hyaloscypha bicolor E
Lineage: Eukaryota; Fungi; Ascomycota; Leotiomycetes; Helotiales; Hyaloscyphaceae
Exons: 2
Coding region: 71-1156 (361 amino acids)
Source: RefSeq, a predicted model, not a curated record